Messenger RNA from Betta splendens (Siamese fighting fish), 2963 nucleotides. RefSeq lists its product as uncharacterized. The record is from RefSeq and is a predicted model, not a curated record. Bases 1 to 399 code for a protein of 132 amino acids. Lineage: Eukaryota; Metazoa; Chordata; Actinopteri; Anabantiformes; Osphronemidae. The transcript is spliced from 2 exons.
AUGAAUAAGUACAACAGCGAGCUGACCCAGAGGGAGCAGGAGUUGCUGAAAAUCCGGCGGGACAGCGACACCAAGGCUGCAGAACUGCUCAAGAUGGAGAAGAUGCUGGAGCAAACCAAGAACCUGAUGGACAAGAAGACAGAGUGUGGUCCGGAGAGCCUGGGCUACCAAGAAAACAUGGUAGAGAACCUGGAGGAAAAGGUGCGCUCCAGCAGACGAUACAGGAGGAACUCCCUCCAUCACACGCAGAUGCUGGAGAGUCAGAUGAAAACGGUGAAGGGCGAGCUGGUGGGCACGCUUGAUCACCUCCAGCAGCUGAGGAGCGUCUUGCGUCGUUCGCAGCAGAAAGCGGAGGAGCGCAAAGCGGCGAUGGAGAAGCUGGCGGCAGGGCUGAGGUGAAGGAGGCUCAGACCUUUCUGCUGCGUGAUGCAUACACACUGGAUGAAGGUAGAACGAAGCUGCUGUCUAGGUCCUCAGAAGUUUGCUGAUCUGCCAGUGAUAACAUCUAACAGACUGUAUUACAUUUUAAAUACUAAAUGAUAAUAAUUUCCUAGUUAUUUAUCUCUGGAAACAAUAUCAUGAUGAUGUCACUCUACUAUAUUAUUAUAUAUAUUAUAUCACUUUGAGACACACUUUUUAAAACUAUUAUGACUAAUUUGUACAGUUUUACCGAUUUCUGUUCCUUUUUCUUCUGAAAACAUGGAGCUCAAUUGGUGUAAUUUCAUAUGGUAUCAGAACACAAUAUUUAGAUCCAUGUGUCCUGACCAGGUCAUUGAAAUACGUGUUCUUCGAAAACAACUGACAACUUUAUUUGAAUAUGAAUAUGUUUUAUUUAAUAUUGAAAAUAAAUUGUAUGCAUUUGUUUUGUAAAGUGUCAGUUUCUACAUUGAUUAUAGCCGUCUUGUUAGAUUCAUUGGUAAUUAUACAUUACUUGGAUUAACAUCUGCAGUUUAUCUGUUUGGAAAAGAACACAAAGCUUCAUAAGUGUGUUCAGUAACUGUGCAGCAGCUUCGAGUGUCGUCCUUUCCUCGGGGAUCAAUAGUCUGCUGCUGCUUCUUGUGGUGAGUCAUCUGAAGUCUGUAUUUGGACCUUCCCUGUGGCUGCAUCUUUCAUACAAUGUCACAUGCAGACGAUCUGUGUGUGUGUGUGUGUGUGUGUGUGUGUGUGUGUGUGUGUGUGUGUGUGUGUGUGUGUUUAUUUAAUACCAUGGCAUGUUAACUCUUAAUAUUAACUUCUGUGGUUUCAGUGUAGGCUUGUUGCCGUGUGUGAGAUCCUCAUUGAUCCUCUUUUUAUUUAACGUGUGGAGCAUGAUAAUGAUGAUGAGGAAGUACAUACAGUCACUAUUGUUGUUUGUUUCAACAAUAAACAAAAAGUUGUUCCUUUAACUUUCCUGUAACAACAAAUGACCUUGAAAAGGGGGCUAGGUCAGUUAGGGUAGGUAAGGUCAGUGGAUUUGACCUUGCUUUACAAAGACAUGAAUACGUAACAUCUGACAAUCAUCCCAGACUUUAAUUUAAAUAUUACAUAGUUAAUUAAUUAUGACAGCAGCCCCAAUUCCUGAAGCAUAGUUAUGAUCGCUGUUUUACACACAGAUUAGGGAAACAAUGUAAUGCUUGAAUGCAGCGUUUUGCCAUCAUCAUAAAACCUAGAGUAAAGCUGAUACUCAACCCUUUGCACCUCUUCUUCUAAACUCCUCUGCAGUCUUCUAUGCAGGAGCCAUGAGCCACAUGAAGGCUAUUAUUGUUAGAGACUUGUGUGUUUCACACCACUAAAGGGCUGCCACACCACUUUAAUUACAGCAAAACCUGUUUUAAAUCUCAAAGGUGAGAUAACAGGUUAGUCUGCCUGCCAACCGGAGACUUCCCUCAACUUCAUUUGGUCUAUAAGCUGUUUACAGGGUCGCCUUUAGUUACCCAGACGCUGCUUACACAUGCUGGCCACAGGAACUCAGCAGCAUCCUCCAGCCACUUACAGUGAGCAUAAAUUCUGUCUUGCAUAACAAACUUGCCACUGUAAGAUUAUGAAAGUGUACAGAGGCGAGAAAGAGAAAAACACAUUGUCCACGAGAACAAUGACAGAUAUCCUUGUUAUGAAUGUUCUGUGUUGUUUACUGCAUCCAGAUGUUCAGAUUCAGAUCGUAGCAAUAGAUGUGGCCGGAGAUUGCUACUGGAUUGUGGAAAUACAAACAGAGUCAUUGAAAUGCAUAGUUUUAUUCCUAGACUGCUUCAGCUUCUGUGGCUGAGUGAACUACAAUCUGACACUCUGCUAAAGCUUUUCACUGUUGAGAUUGCAGCUUGUUUGAAUUUGCAGAUAAAUUAAUAAAAGUAGAUGGAUUUUUAAAUUUGUCUACUCAGGCGCUCACAUUCUUGAUAGGUAAGCAUGUUUUGCCUAAGGAUCAAUCUAAACGUGUUACCUCUGAUGUUGCCCACACCUGAACUUUGUUUCACAUACAGAAGAAUUCCUCACCUUUGUGACCUUUCUUGUUUUGUUGCCUGUUAGUUGUCCAGUUUGCCUGCUUCUUAGUUCAUGUCACCCUGUGUUUCUUAGUUUGCUUGUUUUAAGCAUUGAUCUUGUGUUGCUUAGUAACAUCACAUAUUCAUAUUAUAUGUUUGAGUCUCCCUGGCCUGUUCCUGCUUUUGCAAUGAUAACUUCUUGUAUUUGCCACAUGUUGUAGUUUUGCUUCCUGUUCAACCAGUGAUUUUCAGUUUGUAUUUCUUUUUUUCACGUCUCUUGCUACUGUGUCUGUUCCUUUACACAUGUUGUAUGUAGACAUCAGUUUUUCUUUGAAAAGUUUCCUCUCUAUUACUCUAUUACUCUAUUAUUCUAUUACUCUAUUACUCUAUUACUUUACAGAAUCCUUUCUGUUAUUUUUUAAACAUAGUAGCUGUGAUGUGUCUGAUCAUCUUGAUGCUUUUGGAUCUGGAGGAUUGUUAACAAUGAUGAAUAAAAACUUUGCCUAUCUA